Messenger RNA from Penaeus monodon (black tiger shrimp), 7218 nucleotides. RefSeq names its product MICAL-like protein 1 (gene MICAL-like). NCBI's taxonomy places the organism in Eukaryota, Metazoa, Arthropoda, Malacostraca, Decapoda, Penaeidae. Gene Ontology annotation, molecular function: protein binding. The record is from RefSeq and is a predicted model, not a curated record. The transcript has 9 exons. Bases 1507 to 5208 code for a protein of 1233 amino acids.
AAGUAUGUCACCGUUUAGGAUUACUUUGCCGCCGGUGCCAGGAAUUAGAGCGGCGACGGAGGGGGUGCCAGCCGGAGGUCAGUUCGUGCCAGGCUGGCACCAAGAGCGGAUUGGAACCAAGUGUGGCCAAAUUUGCGUGGGGGAAAAUUGUGUUUGGUAUAAUUAGUGUGAUCCUUGUCUCUUCGCUUAAUGGAGUAUAUUGGAUCUUAUAUGCAGUAUGCGUUGUAAGCUGUUUAGUGUUGGGUUGAGUCAGAGCAAGAGAGUGGGUGCGUCGGUACGAAGCACACAAGCGCGACAAAGCUUUAGAUGGGUUCGAUUGUGACUCAACAAUCUUCAGCGGUUGAUAGAAAGGCAUUAUCUAGCGUCGCCCAAGUGAACCCUUGCUAGUUCUAGAGUGCGAGUCCUAGGGUGCAGGUGUUGGCUGGCAGAAGUAGUGACAGAGCGCCUGGCGACGACCACCCAUCUGGCGGUGUCGUCGUGCCAGCUACGGAGCCCUAGCGUGCCAGGGCCGUGUUGCCCGUAGACACAGCCGCAGAGAGGCCUCGGAAACAGGACGCUCCGCCCCGGAUAACUCUCGCACGCCCCUCUUGCCUCCGCAGCACUUGGGGCCUCCCACCGGCCGCCCUCUUACAGGUGUCAUGUGACUCAGUGGUGCCGUCGUUCACGUGGGUCGCCAGGUACGCAGUCAGUGCGAGGAACGGAAUUAAUAAGGAGCGACCGCCGCUAAUUCGGCAUGAGCUACGCGGUCGCCAAGAGUCGCGCGCGCAGGCCUCUGACUGAUGCCCCGGAGCACCACGAGCGAGCGUCUUCGCCCCUCCAAGAUGCCACCCCGCGCCGCAACUGCCAAGAAGUGGAGUCGGAGGGAGAAAUUCCUUUCAUAGACGAUGAUGAUGACGAUGGUGGUGCUUGUGAUGGUGGUGUAUGCAGUGAUAAGGAACAAGGGAUGGAUGGGACACGUGAUGGGGAGGUUGGCGUUACCCUCAGGAACAAAGUGAUGAGCAGCUCGAAGCAGAAGCGGCGGGCCGAGUUCAUCCUCUCUGCUCCUCCCAGUCCUUCGUCCCCUCUGCUGUGCCCGUUCGCCUUCUCGCCCUCUGUCACAGGACCCGCCGCCGCUCCUCGCGUCUGCACUUCGCCAGCCCAGAUGUGCGGCGCCACGUCGGCCUCGUCCAGCAACUCCACCUCAACGCCCGCCUCGACCUCUGCCUCCUCCUCCUCCAUCGCCGGCAGGUUGGUGUCUGCCAGAGCCAAGGCGGAGGCCAAGGAGCUGGUCAUCUUCAGGAGGAAGCGAGGAAGGCGGUUGAGGGACGGCAGCCACGCCAACAGGUGUGGGUGGGUGGCCGGAGACGCGGCCAUUGAAGAGGAGACGAAGGCGGUGCCAGCGGCGUCGGAGGAAGAGGACGAGGGAGCGGCCUCGCGCGGACGAUCCACGACUAGUUCUACAAGCACAGCAAGUAGCACAAAUAAUAUCAAAAGUACCACAAGCACCGAUGGUACCGUAGACACUGCAUGUGCCACAAGUACCAGAAGGACCUCAAGCACCGGAGAUACCGCAGCAUCCCGAGUACCGCAAGCAUAAAUAACAUAAGUACAACGAGCACCACGAGUACCACAAGUACCACCUCGAACGGCACUGUUCCUUACGACGACGAGGACGAUAUUAUUAUCAGUCUCAUCCGAAAAAUACUGACGGAGACGCCCGAAGCGGACACCGAAGCCAUCAUGGAGCACCGCGGCACCAAGGCCCUGGAGGUGUGGGCCAGGAGGGCCACCGAUGGCUACCAGGGGGUCAGCAUCACCAACAUGUCGACCGCCUGGCGCAACGGCCUCGCCUUCUGCGCUCUCAUUCACCGCUUCAGGCCGGACCUCAUUGACUUUGCAUCCUUGAAGCCAGAAAACAUCUUGGAGAACAAUGCUCUGGCCUUUCGUGUGGCUGAGCAGCACCUGGGCAUCCCUGCACUCCUCGAUGCAGAAGACAUGGUGGAGAACGAUGUGCCUGACCGGCUGUCUGUGCUCACCUACGUGUCGCAGUUCUACCAGGCCUUCCACAGCAUGGGCCUGACUAGUCCAAAACGGAUUGUGAACACGUCCGCAUCAACACAGUCUCCCUUACCUGGGGUUAACAAGAGCAAACCCCUCCCCACUCCACAGCCCAAGACAAAGACAGAGAUCAAGACAGAUAAGGUGUUGACAGGUGGACGAGGACGUCGUGAAGUGUGCGUAGGAUGUAACAACCCGGUAUAUCUAGCUGAGCGCCUUUUAGUGGGUUCUCCAGGUCAGCUGAUGCAUAGAACAUGUUUCCGUUGUGCCCGAUGCUCAACUCAGCUGACACUUGCCAGUUACUAUGAGACCGAAAAGAGUCAGUUUUGUUGUGAAACAUGCCCAGAUGAAGAACGCCCUGUUAUACCAGAUGUUGAUUCUACUAGCAUAGCCAGCAGUGCCUCGACUAAGCUUGCCCGCCAGUCAUCUGCCUCAGAUUCAGAAUCGGACUCUGACAGCGAGGACUCUGAUGAAGAAAGUGACAGUUACAGUAAUGAUGCAGAUAAUAUGUUAGAAGACGUAUCCCACAUUAGCAGCACACAAAACGAAAUUUCUUCUAGACUGCCCAAACCCAGGACUGUAUUUUUAACAAAGACUUUAGAAUAUGAAGACUCAAAGGACGAACCAGAGGAGCCCAAGGAAGACAACACUCAUCUCAGUAGAGCAAGCAACUUUUCCCAAGUCUCCCCUGCACUGUUUGGAUCAAAGGUUAAGGACUCCGGAGUCGAGGGCAAGAGAGACUCCCGUCCAGACCAUUGUGAUAAUGCCAAAGUUCUGAAAACAGACCCACCUGAAAGACUAACCCUUGACACAGGGCAAGGUGAUAGGGUUUCGAGUAUUUCCAAUGGCAAAGGGAAGGGUUCCUCUUCCAUUGUUGCUGAACGCUUAAAAUUAUUCAGAGAAAUUGGUAAUAAAACUACAAAUGCAGAUAGAGCAAAAAGCGGUAUAGUUUUAAGUUCAAAAGUUAUUUCAGAAAAGAAAGAAAAUGUUCAGAUUAAAGAAAAGGAGAGUGUUUCAAAACAAGAAGAGACACUUGAUAUCGAUGAGAGAGAUAAAGAUGAAGAUACAAAAGAUAUAUCGAAUGGUAAGGAUGUACAGGUUGAUAAAUUUAUUUCGGACUACUUACAAAAAGAUGAAAUUGAAGAUAUGGAGGUUGACUCAAAAACAGAUUCUGAAAAAACAAAAGAAAAUGAUACACCAUCUAUUGUUAUUCCAUCUAUUACAAUGACUGCAGAAAGCACAGAUGAGAAACUUUCACAAGAUGAUGAUGCUAAGCAAGAUGAAGCUAGACAACUGGCUGAAGAAGAACAAAGCCCAAAACCUUCCCACAGCACAAAUGCUCAGGUCAAGGAAUUUAAUCCAUUUGAAGACGAAGACGAAUCUCAGCAGGAUGAGAGUGGUGUCAUGGUGAACCAGUCUCAUUGUAGUCCUGCCACUGACAAAAAUGAUGCCACUUUGGCCUCUCAUGACAGUGGGGCUGAUGUCUCUUCUGCUUCUGCGCAAUCCGUCCACUACCCGAACGAUCUCAAUCCCUUUGGAAGUGAUGAAGAGGAAGAGGAGGAGAAGGAGUCUGAACCAGCACAAGUAGAAGAAUGUGAGAAACAGACCAAGAAGCUCAUCAAGGUGAAUCUUAAUCCAUUUGGAAGCGAUGAAGAAGAUCUGUCUGAAGAUGAGAGCAAGGCAGUUGAAGAGAAAGAGAAGACUUUGAAGAAUCUGAAUCCCUUCUGGAGUGAUGAGGAUGAGGAUGAGGAUGAGAAGGAUAAGGUCAGCAGUUCAAGUUCAACACCAACUAAAAAUAAGGUCAAGCCCCCAAGGCCACCACCUCCAACACUGGCCAGAAAUAGUACUCCAUCCCAAAUGUAUGGCACCCUUAGUGCAAAGAGUAGUCCAUCUUCAGUGGGUGGCACUACCCCAGGCAAGAAAAUCAUUGCCCCUCCGCCCCCAAGCGCAAGAGAACUCUUCCCGCAAGAGCAAGAUGUGCCAGUGCAUGGUCCUCCCAAGCCCCCAAGGUCCCCGGCUCUGACCAAGGUGCAUCCCCAUCCCUCCCCUUCCUCUCCUGGCGGCUCUGUGGCUCUCAAGAGGAAGGAUCGAAGGGCGCCUGCCCCACCUCAAGCUGCCACCCCAAGAAGUGGCAGGACCUCCCCAACAGAUACCAUUAACAGCGACUCUUUAUCUGUAUCUAGCUUUGGGGCUCAAAGCCAGACGGUGCAAGGGCAGGAGGACCAGGAUGAAGUGCUGAGCUGGAAAAUGCAGAAGGAUCUGAAGAACCACUCGAACAAGAUGAAUGGCACAGCAGACCAGCUUGCUCCCCCCAAGCCAGCCCGAGCUCCGCAAGUUGUCAAGAACUUGGGUGGUGUUGGAGGUCUGGCCAGGAAUCCCUCAAUGAGCAAGAGUGAAGCUGGGGAGUGGCAGCGCAAAAAGGGGCCGGCUCCACCACGCCCUGUCCCCCAGAAGCGUGCCCUCAAGAAGAUGCCCAUGCGGCUGGUUCAGCAAGAACUCCAAGAUAUUGAAAUCAAGCAGACAGAGUUGGAGCGUCAAGGUGUCCUGCUUGAGACUGCCAUCCGCAAGAGGACGGAGAGCACCUCCAAUAACCCACAGGAUGAGGUGGCCAAUGCACCCAACAGUGGGCCUAACAGCAUAGAGGUGGAAGACAUGAUACUUCAGCUCUUUGAAUUGGUCAAUGAGAAGAAUGAGCUAUUUCGCCGUCAGACUGAACUUAUGUACCUUAAACGUGAGAAACGUCUUGAGGAGGAGUAUGUAGAGCUGGAGUAUCAAAUUCGUUGUCUAAUGCUGAAGCCACCUGGGGAGAAAUCAUCUGAAGAUACUGCUCAAGAAGAGGACUUGAUUGCCCGCUUGGUGAAGGUAGUGGAACAACGUGAUGAAAUCAUCAAUUGCCUUGAGUUGGAUAGAUUACGGGAAGCUCAGGAGGACGAAAGCAUUGCUACACAUAUGAUGCAAUACCAAGAAAAACAUAUUGAUGGAAAUGAAAAUGGUAACAGCGUGGUAGAGCCUCCAAAGAAGAAGAAAACUCUGAAACUGCCCAAGAAAAAGAAAAAGAAGAAGGAAAAGAAGGAUAAAAAAGGAGCAAAGGGUGAUGCAGAUAAGGACAUAGAUGAGAUGGAAGCAAAAGAACAGAAGAAAAAGAAGAAGAAGAAGAAGUGGUUAUUUUGAUUUUUAAUAGUUCUAACUAGUAUUCCAGUUGAUUAAUCCUGAGACUAAUUCAUUGCCUGUGAAAGUAAAAAAAAAGGAUGGAGUAUAAUUGUGUGGUUGAAGUGGAAGUAGCUAGUGGACUGUGCUGAGCUAGUAAUAAUUGGAAUAUUUAUUUUUAUUUGCAAAUGCUUCCAUGAUCAUUGCUUUAUUAUUUCUACAACUCUGAUAACACCACAUAAUAUCCCGUAUGUAUUUAUUCUUUAUUUUGAUUAAUUUAGAAAAUAUAUUUCCUGAGCAGGUUGUCAUUCCAUAAGCUGUGCAAUGUACAAAGUAGCUCAUGCAGUUAUGCUAGACCUGGCACAUUAGCUUCCAGUCAAGCCAACGUACAGUAGUCUGAUCUUGUAAAGUCUCUGAUAUCCAUGAUUUCCUUGUAGGUAAAUUUAUCUGUGCUUUCCUGUCACCAGUGGUUAGAAUUUGCAUUUAGAAUCAGAUGGAUGGGAAAUGAAUAGUCUUUCACAGCAUUACACAAGUAAUUUGUUAUUAUUAUUUUGUGCAUAAUAGUAGAUGGGAUUAGUAUCAUUUUCAUUUGAUUUGUAUUAUUUUUUUCUGUAGCUUGUACUUUAUAUAGAGAUUAUUUAUUUGUAAAGGUAAAGAUAGUACAGUUUAUGUAAAUAAGCAUUUAAAGCACAGCUAAAAGAAUAUACUAAUUUCUCUUUAACACAAAGAUUAGCCAUUUUUGCUAGUACUGUAUCAUCCCUGAAGUGUAGAAGGUGCUGUCAAAUCACACAUAAAACAUGUUACAUUGAUCUGUAAUCAAGAAUGAUAGGAGCAAGUAAAGCAGCUUGAUUUUUGUAUUAACAGAAAUGCAAGGCUAAGAACUAACUGUGCAUGGCUCAAAAAACGUUAUGAAUCAUAAUCAUAUAUUAUAUAUGUUGAACUUUUUUUGAUGUUCCUUGGUGAAUGGUGCAAACUUGUACAUCCUGAUGAAAAGUUAUUGGUUGUGGACAAACUUUAAUGUGUUGCUUUUGUAGCAGUUGAUGUGGAUGGGUGCUUUUAGUUUAAUGGUAUUGCCAUGAUUUGUUUCAGAAUGCUUUAUCUGUUUUCAGUAGGAAAUGUGCCAAUAUACUCUAUCUGACAAAGAAUUUCAAAAUUAAUAUACCUGGAAAAUAAAUCUGUUGUUGGCUGCUAUUUUUCUAAUUAUUUACUGCUUUGGAAUUUCUUAAUUUUCUAUAUAAAAAACUUUUAAAAAAAGUUUACAAGGUCAAACAAAAAUGUGAAACUUUGGAAAAAGUAAAUUAUUAAUUGUAACACAUUUUAUUUUUAUAUAUAUAUUAGGUUUCAGAUGUCUAUAAAACAAACAAAAAAAAAACUUGUUACUUUUCCUCUGUGAAGCCUUGCCCUGUGGUCACUCAUUCCAUAACAUAUCUUUCAUGUUAAUAUGUUGUCUUAUGUGUAGAUGUAAGAUUGAUUUUUUUUUAUGUAAAUUUCUUCCCAUUUUAAUCAAGUGGAUAUGCAUUUUAUAUGAGUUUACUUCAAUAGUUUUUUGUGUUUCUGUUAUAAGUGAAAAUGCAUUUGGAUUUGAUUUACAUUAUUAUUAUUUUUUUUUUCCAUGAAGUGUCCUUGCAGUUACCUAACCAAGCCUUAAGGUCACAAUAUUCAAGGUGAAGGUAGCUUGCCAGGUGGUACUUGUUCCCUUACACAUGAAGUGCUGUUCUAGUUCAGUAAGGAAAUAUCGCUCAGAACCAAGUUAGAGUAGAAUAUAAAAUUAAUCGCCUUUUGUAUAAUUUUUUUCAAAAGAGUAUUCUACCUGGAGAAUUAUUAAAAUUUUUAUUUGAGUUUUCACAUCCAUUAAGAAUCUACAGUUUUUAUAUUACAUUUUUUAAAUUGUGUUUUUUUAGAUAAUAUCCUUGGUUGCAACAUAUAUGCAUUAGACUUGUUUUCCUAUCAACUACAGGGGAUGCUGUAUGUAUAAAGAUGUUUUUUUUAUAGCUACUGGUUUAAGUAAGUAAAUAAAAUAUAUAAUUUGGUACA